AUGUCGACAACAGCUGCAGCGUCAACGAGCGUCGAGGCGCUACCACCUUUUGUCAUUCGCGCCAGCAGCUCGCGGCCCUCUACAUCGAAGAACAAGGCAGCCUCAUUACAGCGCCGCUUGAAAGGAUCCAAUACGCCGUCUCGACUGGUGCACUACUCGGGCGAGGCGCAUCCGGCGUCUUCAUCUUCGCGCCUUUCACGGUAUGGACCGACCUUCACGAAAGACGAUAUGGACGUGGAUCAGGAGGACAUGGACGCAGACAAUGAUGACGAGGACGAUGUCAAGAUCGCCGUCGCCGGAGGCAGCAUCGCGUCUUCGCACGUUUUCAUGAAGGGCCACGGCACAUUCCUGUCCGCCAACUCCGACGAGAUCCUGUCCUCGAUGUGUGGCACGGUCGAGCGCGUCAACAAGCUCAUAUCCGUCCGUCCGGCGCGAUCUCGCUACGCCGCUGAAGUGGGAGACCUGGUCAUCGGCCGCGUCACCGAAGUCGGACCCAAACGAUGGAAGGUCGACAUCAACGCCAAGACCGACUCCUCGCUCCAGCUCUCGUCCAUCAACCUUCCGGGCGGCAUCCAGCGUCGGAAGGUCGAGAGUGACGAGCUGCAGAUGCGCAACUUCUUCCAGGAGAACGACCUGCUGGUAGCAGAAGUGCAGAUGAUGUUCCAGGACAACUCGUCCGCGCUGCACACGCGAUCCUUGCGGUAUGGCAAGCUCAAGAAUGGUGUUCUGGUCACCGCUUCGCCGAAUCUCAUCCAGCGACUCAAGUCGCACUUCGUUCAUCUGCAGGACACAGAUCUGGCGCUCGAUGUCGAUCUCAUCAUCGGCCUCAACGGGUACAUCUGGAUCGCCAAGCAUUUUCCCUACAAUCAGCCGUCCAAUGCGGAUCAGCAAAAGGGUCUCGCAGGGUCAGGCGUGGGCAUGGACAUCGACGCGACCUACUCGGACCAGAACGAUGCGGAUCUCAGCGUAGAGUUGCGGCGUCAGAUUCAGAGGGUUGCAAAGUGCAUCCGCGUGCUCGAUGCCUACCACCAUCCGAUCUCGGACGUGACGAUCCACUCGAUGGUUUCGAUCUCGGUCGCGUACGUCGGGCAUAUUCUGCAGGAGCAGGAGCAGCAGGAUUGGCACCGCAAUGCCGAGCUCACGUCGUUGAUGAUGGAGCAGUUGCGAGCCGGGUCGAACCUGUCAGAGUAG
This is a messenger RNA of Kalmanozyma brasiliensis GHG001, 1191 nucleotides long. Its product is annotated as Nucleic acid-binding, OB-fold. Gene Ontology annotation, molecular function: RNA binding. The transcript has a single exon. The coding region runs from base 1 to 1191 and encodes 396 amino acids. Gene Ontology annotation, cellular component: cytoplasmic exosome (RNase complex); nuclear exosome (RNase complex). NCBI's taxonomy places the organism in Eukaryota, Fungi, Basidiomycota, Ustilaginomycetes, Ustilaginales. The record is from RefSeq and is a predicted model, not a curated record. Gene Ontology annotation, biological process: CUT catabolic process; poly(A)-dependent snoRNA 3'-end processing; U4 snRNA 3'-end processing.